AUGACUUUGGCCUAUUUAGUCUGGCCCAUUUAUAUAUCAUUCGCGUAAGUCUAUGAUAGGCUUCAAGAUGUGCUGAUAAAAGGCAUACUUACGGUCGGGAUUAUACGGUAUACUAUAGCUGUUGGGCCACACAGGAAAAAGUUUCAGGAAAGUACAUUUCGUACAUAUAGAGAUCGACGAGCCUCAGCAUGGCGACCAAAGCUGUUCGGAAGGAGAUCUCUCUUGUCUUCGACAAAUUCCUUCAACAGCAAGAACAAGACGACGUGGUUUUGACACGUGGAAGAUGUCCGUCAGAUGUUGUCGCUGAUGGGGUCAGCGACAGCGAGGAACACAGCUUGGAAGCGGAUAGUGUUGACGGAAUACCGGCCGGUAGACUAGAUCCAGAUCAAGAAAGAGCAACCAUUGAAAUCGCGUCUGCGUUGCGGCAUAUAGCAGAAGAAUACAACACUGGUGGCUAUCCCAGGUCUGAGACGAAGACGAGGCGUUUCAGUUUAACUGAUAUAAGGUUUGAUGAUAUCAAACAGCUCGUAGAUACCAAGAAAUUCAACGAGUAUAUGGAGAAACAUGUCAACAGUCAUGAUCCUAAUCUCAGACAAGUCGCCCAAGUAUAUCAAGUAACCGGCGGCCUUAUACGCCUGUGCAGAAUGGCCCACGAAGCAGUUGGCGAAUUCCGUGAGAAUGCAGAGAACUUCGUAUCCGAAAGAUAUGGCGACUGGAUUGCGAGCGAGGGGGGCAUGACCCAGGCUGUACGUAACGCCCAGACAUCAUAAGAGUUGGACAAGGGCAUUCGAAAUUGGACAUCAUCGGAUUACCAAUCAAAAGACCAAUACACCACGAGAAAUUAUUUGCAUAUCUUUAUACAUAUCCAAGACCGCAUUGUCAUGGACGUCCAUAUCAUGAUAUUGUGACUUUGUCAUGCAAUCUGUAAAAAUCAGUCGAUAUGCUGCGGAUGCCGGCGAUAAGUUGGGAAAUUUUUGGUUGGAUCGAAUUUUCAACCCUGGCAUAUUGAUAUUGCGUCUACUUCAGAUAUCAUUGUCCUUAUUUAGACAUUCCCCACAUUUCUAACAGAAACGGGACGCCUGCAAUAAUGUUUUGGUGCAGUAUCUGUAGUCUUUGAGUUAUGACGUAAUCUGGAUGGUUCGGUUUGACUUCUGAGUUCGGGAGAUCGGCCGUCCCCGCACGGGGUGUAAGCCCCUAGUCAAAACAUAAUGCCAAACGAAGGAAUAAACCAAUAUCCGAAUAUCACCUUCUUAUCACAAUAAAACUGGUUUUGACUGUGCUUCCCGUCCCUUCAUCAUCCUGCAUACAUGUAUAGGCCUAUAUUAUAGUAUUAUCAUUAAAUCACAUGGCAUUGUAAAAAAACA
Lineus longissimus is the source of this 1364-nucleotide messenger RNA. RefSeq lists its product as uncharacterized. Gene Ontology annotation, biological process: regulation of apoptotic process. NCBI's taxonomy places the organism in Eukaryota, Metazoa, Nemertea, Pilidiophora, Heteronemertea, Lineidae. The transcript is spliced from 6 exons. Bases 189 to 770 code for a protein of 193 amino acids. The record is from RefSeq and is a predicted model, not a curated record.